This is a messenger RNA of Dichomitus squalens LYAD-421 SS1, 1425 nucleotides long. RefSeq lists its product as uncharacterized. Bases 1 to 1425 code for a protein of 474 amino acids. Lineage: Eukaryota; Fungi; Basidiomycota; Agaricomycetes; Polyporales; Polyporaceae. The record is from RefSeq and is a predicted model, not a curated record. The transcript has 3 exons.
AUGGACAGCGGCUUCUCGCGUGAAGUUGAACAAGCUAAGCUCCUUAUCGAGCGAGAGACACAUCUCAUAGUAUUUUCGAAGGAGAGGUUCGAAGACGACCUCUCCAAUGCAUUGGCGAACGCUUGGACGACUCGCUCAUCGGAACGAUACUUGUACACCGUCUACAGCCACAUUCUGUCCCAUCUCUGCGAGACCAUCCAGCCUCUCGAUUACCCCAAAUGCACCAUCUCGUAUACCCCUCAGGCAUUCUUCGGUAUAACCCGUGCCCCGGCCGGUGCCAAAGGCGACAAGCUGGAUAAGAAAGGCUUUGUCAAGGCACAGGUCCCAGACUUCGUCCGUAUGAUGAUGACAUUUUCCCACGACGGCGACGAUAUCGACGUCGUUCGCAAGCUCGUUGACUUAUGGGAGAUAAAGGGCCUGAAUACGCGUCAGGUCUGGGACCACCCGAAGGCUGCGCUUACCGCUUGGGCUUCAAUGCUGGAAUGCGUUGAGCAAGUUUACGACCAAGCCAUGGCUGCCUUCGAAUACCACGAGACGUGGCAGCAUGUGUACGCUCUCCUCAUUAUAGGCCCCUACUUCUCGCAACUCGUGUGGUCUCGACCUGAAACCAUCAAGAAGCCCACUGCAGCCGAGACGUGGGCCUACAUCGAGAAUGAAGAAGUCCUGCAUGCUGCGAGAAAGCAUUACAGGAAGCGUAUCCGCGAGUACAAGAAACGCGCUUUGCCCGAAGUCAUCUAUCUAAAUGUCCCGGUGUUCACCCUUCAUCCGGUGGUCGAAGGACGAAGCAGACCCGUCUCUCUUUCCUCGCAGUUCCUCUAUGCCGCCAGGCUUCCGCUGCAGGAGCAAUUCGCCGAAUGCAAGAUCCAAACCAGCUGGUUUGAUCCGCCUGCGAACAAGCCUGAAGCCCCGCUACUGAACCCGAAACACUUGCUAUCCCCUGACCGCGACAUUGAAGACGCACUUAUCACGAGGCACGUUGAAUCUCUCCAGGAGGCAAUGGAUGGGCUAGAGGUGAAUCGCUCUAGCCCUUCGAAUGCCAACGAUUCCCCAGAAUAUCAGCCCACCAACCGCCCGAAGCGCCAAGCUGCAGCGCUUCCUGCUGACCCUCAUUCGCCUUCGGCUCACAGGCCGAAGCGGCACAAGCCGGUUCAUGCACUCGUUGCAGAAGCGGUUCCCGGAGUCGAUGGCGAGGACGACGAGGACGGUGAGGACGACGAAGAAGGUGAGGAUGAUGAGGACGGUGAGGACGACGAGGACGAAGAGAAUGAAGAGGAUGACGAGGUCGACGAGAAUGCUCGCGUCGAGAGCAUGCUGGGAGCGGUACACUUGGAUACUGAGGACGGUGGCGACGCCCUGACAGACGACGAGGUAGUUGCAGAAGACGACGUUGGAUAUAGUACAGAUGACGUCUUCAUGGCUGACUGA